Messenger RNA from Talaromyces marneffei, 1986 nucleotides. RefSeq lists its product as uncharacterized. NCBI's taxonomy places the organism in Eukaryota, Fungi, Ascomycota, Eurotiomycetes, Eurotiales, Trichocomaceae. The transcript is spliced from 2 exons. Gene Ontology annotation, biological process: protein polyubiquitination. The record is from RefSeq and is a predicted model, not a curated record. Bases 1 to 1986 code for a protein of 661 amino acids. Gene Ontology annotation, molecular function: protein binding.
AUGGACAAACUUCCGGUAGAGAUCCUAACGAAGAUCAUCGACUAUCUCAACCCUCGAGACCAGGUCAAACUGCAACUUGUGUCACGUAAAUUCUUCGAGUUAUCGCGAGACAAUCUUCUCUGGAGACUGCACUGCUAUGAGAGCUCGGGCAAAGCGAACCGUAAUGGAUUCACGCCAGGCCAUUCCUCUAGCACCCAGCCGUUGUCGUCGACAUCGCCCUUGAGCACCCUUGGACCCCAUACGCUUGGCACAUUGAUACAACCGCAUCCUCAGUCUGUUUCCAAACUAAAUGAUAGCAAUGACUAUGCUGCUGUACCAUCCAUUGGACAGAGAAGCCGAGCCGCUGCCGAAUGGGAUCCUUCAUACAAGACGGAAGACCCGGAUUGGUAUUCGGAAUAUAUAGCUCGAAAUGGGCCUGUUUCUUUCAGUUGGAUGCAACGACCCAUUACUGGUGGCCCUAAUCGUUCGAUGAGAGAUGCCAUGGGAAUGGGUCUGCUUAGAGACUGGAGCUUUGCGCGAGAAGACCGAGUAAUCGCUCCUCUGGAUGACGGGACUGUUUGCAUAUGGGAUAUGAACUACUCUCAUUCGAGUUCUGCAAACUCGUUAAAAGGCAGAAUUACCGGGAUGAGCAAGCCCGGUGUUCUAGUGACAAAUAUGUCCAAGCGAAGCGACAAGACACCUCCCCGCAGUCCUCCACUGGAGUUUCUGAAUGUGGGCGAGUGCGUGACUGUAGAUUCGAUGCGGAGACGGGCGUAUAUCGCAGUUGGGAAUAUCCUCAACGAAGUGGACUUGGAAACUCUACGCGUUGUACAUCAACAAAGAUAUGCUUGGUCGAUAUUUGCGUUGUCGCAGGAAACAGAUUACUCGGUUCCGCUUACAUUAGCUACGACUUUGAGCCUCCAGAUUUAUGAUGCGCGUCUGUCUUCGCCGGAAGAAGAAGCAGAGAUCAGUCUCCGGUGUGAAAGGACGCCAGGGCAAUAUAUACCAAAGUCCGAUCUUUAUAGCCAUCUUGAUUGUCAAGUGUUGCAGUUACUUCCGAACGGACAACCACCUCAGCGCAUUCGGAGCCCCGGCCCGCAUCAGAAAGGCGCGGAUUACGCACCAUUAUUCCAGCCUGGACCCUUGUCAAUCUUACACCCGCCCACUCCGCAUGUUAAUACUAUCCUUCUGGCAGGAAGGUUUCCCAGUAUUUUAUGUUACGACCGACGUACAUUUCCCAGAUUACAGACUGCCAUUCACUCCGGAGGUCGGUUAGAUGGACUAGCAUCGAUUCCAGCUCCAAGCUUUCCUGUUUGUUCGGACUCCAACUGGCAAGGCAAGCAUACAAUUGUGGCAUGUGGCGAGUACAAUGGAAGAGGGUCAUUGGAGCUAUACGAUCUGAACUUUCACGGAUCCGACCCUCAACACGAAGACAGCGAGUCACAAAUGCAAUCGGCGCGGUAUCAAAAUCGACAAAGCGCGGCAAGCUCUAAAUUGUUAUCUGUCGCAUCGCACGGCGCCCGUAUAGUCUUCUCAGAUUCAAACGGCAAUGUCAAAUGGGUGGAACGUGAUGGACGAACUCAGGUCCGAUAUUGGAACAUCAACACAAGCAGACGACAGUCCAGAAUAGCUUCUCCAGGAGACGUCGACGAAUCGAAUCAAGUACGCGGGUUAUUCUUCACUUCAGAUACUGGUAUGAGGAACGACGUCGUUCGGAAAAUUCUCCCUACAGAUGCCAACUUGAAUGGGGAUGAACUUCUACUAUGGACGGGAGAUCGCAUCGGACGUUUACGAUUCUCGACUGAUUUGGAUGAAGAUACAGACGACGAGAUGAAUGAUCAGAUGUCCCUUGAUGGCGAGGAAGUAGAUUUUACUGAAAGACAAGCUCGUCGAGAGUCACGGGUGCUCGAGAAACGUCGCGAGCAGGAAUAUGCUCAACGUAUACGCAGGGCACUGGAAAGACAGGCGGAUGAGGUGAGGUGGAUGGGGCGCUUUGGAAUGUCAUGA